Equus caballus (horse) is the source of this 721-nucleotide messenger RNA. It is a transcript of the gene TEX29, whose product is annotated as testis expressed 29. The record is from RefSeq and is a predicted model, not a curated record. Lineage: Eukaryota; Metazoa; Chordata; Mammalia; Perissodactyla; Equidae.
CCUGCCCCUGGCUCCAGGCUCGCUGGCUGGGAGCAGUGGGAGGGAGCAGGUGGCCAGUUUCUUGUUUGACCCAAACGCUGUUGUCCACUUGGAGUGUGACCGUGAGACGGGGCUGAGGGGUCUCCCCGGGGACAUGAGCCACAGGUUCCCUUGACCCCUUGCCUGUCCCUCAGCUGCCGCGAUGCGCUAUGCGCCGGAACUCAAGAAGUCCCCCGCGCAUCUCCUGAAGAAGUUCGCAGUGUGCGACAUUCCUCUGUACGACGUAUGUGACUACAAUGUCACCAGAAGUCGGUGCAAGGAACUUGGGUGCUGCUUUUAUAAAGGCGUCUGCUAUGAAAAAGCCGUUCCAGCAUAUGUGCAAGUGUUUUCUGCCUUGAUUGUGAUCAUUGCCGGGGCCUUCGUCAUCACCAUCAUUUACAAAGUCGUUCAAGAGAGGAGAGAAAAGGACGUCCCUACGGAAGUGCCUUCGUCACCCCAGGCCAGUGAGCAGGCUGAGGCUCCAACCGCUGAGCCGUCGCACAAGAGGGAAGGGACUGGCGCCGGCGAGGAUGCAACAGUGGAAAUAACAGAAGAGGAAGAAAUUGAGGAUUGAAAGGCAUGAUGAAGAAAAAGUGAAGAUUGGUAGAAAUAUCCAAACGAAACGGUGCAGCCUGUGAACCACUGUUAAGACAUGUGACGGAAUGACUACCCACUGAGAAAAAAUAAAGGUAUUUUGAAUGUU